Molecule: messenger RNA, 2301 nt
Organism: Lachancea sp. 'fantastica'
Lineage: Eukaryota; Fungi; Ascomycota; Saccharomycetes; Saccharomycetales; Saccharomycetaceae
Source: the annotation of a GenBank genome assembly
AUGUCGUUCAAUCCCGGGCUGAGCGAAGCAGAGGUUUUUCUGGCCUCGUUGCAUUCUUCAGAGAGCAGUGAUGAAUAUAAAAGUGAUUAUUGGGACGCCUACAACAAAAAUUCGCCCGGAAGUAACAGCAACAGCAACAGCCACAGUAACAGCAUCAGUAACCAUUUUGAUCCAGACGGUAUGUGGACCGAACAGAACUCUGGUAGCUUGAAUUUGACGCCGGAAUCGUUCCAGGAAUUCCCGCUGCAACCUCAGCAGCAGCAGCAGCAGCAGCAACGUCAACAACAACAACAACAACAACAACAACAACAACGGCAACAGACCGCUACGGAUUCCAACACUCUCCACGAUGAUGUGGUCUCGUCUGCAAACCACACGACAGACGACGUUUACAUCAAAACUGAUGAAUCGCCAAGUUUCGCGUUCGAAUCCGGAGAGCUCCAGGAUUUCAUGAAAAGUGAAAAGUCCCCAGGAUUGGAUUCCCUGGAAUCGCAUUCCUUCGCAGAUUCCGCACACAGCAAAGUGAUGAAGCCCAAACGCGAAAGAGUGUCUCACAACGUCAUUGAAAAGAAGUACAGAACUAACAUCAACGACAAAAUUCUACAAUUAAGGGACAUUAUCCCAACGCUUCGUUGUGCUGUGAAGCGUGCUACUGGUGAGGCACUGACGCGUGAAGAUUGUGUAGAGCUCGAUGGGUUGGAAGUGGCCUGCAAGCUUAACAAGGCCUCGGUCCUGAUCAAAACUAUCGAGUACAUUCGCCAUCUAGAAAACAAAUGCACUACCCUUAAGUUCGAGAACUCAAAGCUCAAAACCGGCCAGGGUUUUACCACCCCAGAAAGUGACAGAAACGUUUCCAGUAGUGCAAACGAUUUCGUUGCCAAUUUACCCUCCGAUCGGUCCACUCAACACGGCACACCCUAUGCCGAAGCCUAUCCGCAGAAACAGGAGUUUUCGCCCAGCAGGUACUUGAUGGGUGGCCUUGCUUUGACAAUGGGUGCGUCCUGCUUCGGCGAUGGUAACGACCUCGACAAUGCCAAGAGUUUGAUGUCCAUGCCAAUAAUGCACUAUUCUCCGGGCAGCGGUCUGGCUUUUUCUAACGCCAAUGGCGUCAUCAGCUUGCAGGCAGCAUUCCUUUCUAUCCUUCGGCUCAUGAUGUUGCUCGCCACUGGUGUCUACUUUAUCCAUAUACUGUUCGAGAAGUAUUUUGGGGGCAAAGAAAAGACACAUGAAUUGCCAUUGGUACCCUUCACAGAUACGGUCAAUUUCACUGAUUUCUCGCAUGUCUUUGAAACUUUGAAAAAAACAAUUGUAUUGAAUAGGCUAAAAUAUCCUGUCAACUCUAUCGAAAGAAUCGAGUCAGAAAUCGUCAAUUGUUUUGCCUUGAAAUUUUAUCGCUUUAGGUUUCCACUCAAGAUAUGGAGUAACAGGCAUAUCCACUCAUCAUGGUCCAAGAUCAAGAAACAAGUCGAGCUGGCCAAUCUUCGAAAUGGCGGUGCUCUAAAAAAUGGAAUUGAAUGGGGUAUGAUCACAAACGUUGUUACAAGUUCAAAAUUAGACACCUUGGAUUGUGAGCAGCUUGAAGAAGCUAUUGUUGAAAAAGGUUCCUUUACGCUGAAAGAAUUCAUUCAGUUUGUUAACAAUUUUAUGGUCAAAUACCGAAGUGAUGCUGUGGUCGUUAGUUUGCUCACUGAACUAAGCUCUGCUGAGAAGUCUACCAAUGAAGUCACUGAGAAGGUUUUCGAAUCCAAAGUUUUCAAUAACACAGACCUUCAGACGUCAACCGAGAGCUUGACCGUUUUGAAUACUUUGUUUGAACCAACCGAAAACAAUGUAAAUCAUUUGCUCAAACUAGUAAAGCAGAAAAUGGAAAUGGGCGUACCAGUUAGCGACCAAAUACUAGUCCUUUAUUCCGGCAUAAUAAGGAGUUUGCUUUCAAGCGGCCAUGUUAAACAGGGUUGCCACUGGGCUUCGAAUAUUCCUGCGAAACAAAUUGCUGCUAAGGAUACUUCGAUUAUAGGCGUUGCUGCCAUACUUCUGGUUCUCAAGAGCUUGUUCGCGGCACCGCAAUCUGAAGAAUGGCAGGAAAAUUGUCUUGAGCUGGAUGUUUUGAUCGGGAAUGUAAGGAUAUGGCUUGGAAAUGAUUCGAACUCCGGCUUGAGCUUGGACGCUAAGGGUAAACUCGUUGAUUUUUGUGUUGAUUGCGCACUGAUAUGCGGAAGCAGGCAGCUGGAUGAAGACACCGAUGUGGAAAGUCCGAGUGAGGAUUUGAGCGACGAUGAACUAGUCCGGUCAGAUGUUUGA